AUGUCAGACACCAACUUCAGCAAAACUCAGAAUAUGGUGUUUCUCUUGGUGGGCUUUCCUGGAAUUCCUGAUUUACAGUGCUGGUUUUCUGCACCUUUCCUUAUUAUGUUCACAGUGGCUUUAUUUGGCAACCUAUUAGUUUUACUCAUAACAAUAAAUGAAGAAAGCCUUCAUGAGCCAAUAUAUUAUUUUAUUUCACUUUUGUCUAUUGUAGAUUUUAUAGCUGUUGUUGUUGUUUUUCCUCUGUUGCUAAAAAUACUGUGGUUUGGUUCACAAUCUGUACAGUUUGAUAUUUGCUUCAUGCAGAUGUUUUUUGUUACUUUUACAUGGUUAAUGGAAUCAACAGUUUUAACUUUAAUGGCUUAUGAUCGUUAUGUUGCUGUAUGCAAACCUCUAAGGUAUUCAUCAAUACUAACUAAUACCUUUAUAAUAAAAGCAACAUUGUUCUUUACCUUAAGAAGUCUGUUUAUGGUAUUGCCUGUGCCUGUACUUGCCAGGAUGCUGCCAUACUGCAAUGCAAAUACUAUUCACAGUGUUUAUUGUGAGUAUCCUGCUGUGAUCAGUGUAGCAUGCUCUCACACAACCAUAAGUGAUAAUUAUCUCUACAUUAUCUUUCUUCUAAUAGGAGUGCCUGAUGCAACAUUGAUUGGACUUUCAUAUUAUAUGAUUAUUAGAGCUGCACUGAAAUUGAGUAGAAACGAAACUCGUCAGAAGGUAUUUAACACCUGCAGCUCUCAUAUCUUUGUGAUUGCCUUGUAUUAUCUAUCAGCAGGGCUUUCUCUACUGGUUUCUCUUUUUGAAAACAUUAUUCCUGCAUACAUAAGAAUCAUCUUUGCAGUUCUGAGCAUUACAAUACCACCAACAUUAAAUCCACUGAUAUAUGGUAUAAAAAAUAAAGAGAUUUGGAAAGCCAUAAUUAAACACUUAGGAAAAGUUAGGCUUACAUUAACAGGAAGUAGCCAUCCUUGA
Molecule: messenger RNA, 969 nt
Organism: Protopterus annectens (West African lungfish)
Lineage: Eukaryota; Metazoa; Chordata; Ceratodontiformes; Protopteridae
Product: olfactory receptor 52N2-like
Exons: 1
Coding region: 1-969 (322 amino acids)
Biological process (GO): G protein-coupled receptor signaling pathway
Cellular component (GO): membrane
Molecular function (GO): olfactory receptor activity; G protein-coupled receptor activity
Source: RefSeq, a predicted model, not a curated record